AUGUGCACCAGGUUGGAGGCUGCAGGCGUCGUCUACACCCUUCUAAAUGUGUACCAAAAAGCCCUUGACCACAAGCCAGGCACCCAAGCAGAACGUGAUGCAGUCUGGGACGCUCUUCGUCAGGAGCUUACCCACUGCCCCAAGCGACAUGAGCUCAUCAUCGCAGGCGACUUCAAUACAGGGCUACAGGCUAGAUCCCCUGAAGUUGGCUCUGCUGUCCACCGCGCUGGACAAGCUGCAAAAGCCAAAGACCAGGUUACAAUGCAACAAUUGUUGCGCCAAUUUGAUCUCCGUGCCCUUAACACCUUUCACCCUUACCCUCUGCACACCACGUACAGACAUGAUCAGGCUGACAAAAUCAAAAGUCAGGUCGACUACAUCCUAGUACGGGGUGGGUCAAAGCAUUGGCCAAUCCUCGCCAGCAUCCCGGCUAAGUACUUUCAUGCUGCUCCCCCGCCACGAGAACGUCCACGGCAAGCUGGAGGCCAUGAAGGCCACGUCUCAAAAACUGUGACGCUCAUUUACCAGGAGCAAGUACAACGCCACAUCGAAAAGCUCAAUGAAUGGGACACGGAGGUCGUGAACGACAUACUUCAUCGAACAGCUGAGUCCACCAUCCUUCUCCUCCCGACACCCAAAGAACCUGCUGAAGCCAGGCCGGCCCCGGUUAAGCGCAUGUGGCAGUGUCAUCAUGACAUCAAGCAACUGCAACGACAAGGACCCGGAAAUGAGGACAGGGUUCUCGCCCUCAAGCAGGAAUUCAAGGACCUCCAAAAACAAAUACGCAACCACAGUCAAACCAAGCGUAAACACUACCUUGAGGAGCGAGUGAAACUCGCAACUGCAGCGGCGGAGCGGGGCGACGCCAGGGCCCUGCACCAGCAAAUCAAGCGCCUCACGCCAAAGGUUCCCAAAAGCAAAGUGCACCUGCGAGGCAAGGAGGGUCAAUUGCUCUCCACUGCUCAGGAACUACGUCUUAUCAGUACGUACUGGCAAAACCUCUACACUGGUGAAACGAUCACGCGGCCAAUUACGUCCCAAGCCAUCCAAAUCACCAUGGAAGAGGCGUGCAAAGCAAUUGCCAGCUUGCCUAGCCAUAAGGCCUUGCCCAAGCACUACACCUCGAGCGAGGCUUGGAAACUUGCUGCCAGUCCACUGGCCACCCUCCUUCAUCGUACCAUCUUGGCUCAAUGGCAGGCGGGCGUCAUUACCAUACCGCAGGAAUGGAAGGAUGCCUGGCUCUGCCUGCUCCUCAAGCCGGGAAAGAGCGGGCGUAGCCCCGACGAAUACAGGCCUAUAGGCCUGACUGAUCCUAUAGGGAAAGCGCUACUGGGUGCGAUCGCCAACAAGCAUCAGCAGACUUACUAUCAGUCCCUCCACUCCCUUCCCCAAUUUGCUUACCUGCCGGGGCGGGGAACGGCCCAAGCCAUCGCCAGAGUUGGACAGCAUAUCCAUGAGGUCAAAAACCUUGUCUCCGGCCAAAAGCUGACUCUUCACCAUCGCCACGCGGGCGAAAGGCAGCAGGACCUGGUUGGAGGCAUCAUCGUUUCCCUUGACAUGACCAAAGCCUUUGACAGGCUUGAGCCGCAGCACAUGCAAAAUGCACUCGCUGCCAGCAAGCUUCCCGACGAGGUCCAAACACUCAUCCUGGAGUGGCAUCAAGGGGUUACAUACCACAUAUGCCAUGAACGACAGGAUGCCGAGAUUCGAUGUUCGCGAGGGAUCAGGCAGGGUUGUAAAAUUGCACCAAGAGUCUGGGCUCUAUUCACUGCUCUACUCAUGCACAAAUUAGGCGAAGACUGGUGCCGUGAUAACACGACUUGGUUUGCAGACGAUAUCCUCUUCCACCUUCAGUUCAGCAACAGAAGCGAAUUACUGGCAAGCAUCAAGGCCAUUGCUUUUGCUCUACAAGUCAUAGAGGAUCUCGGCAUGCAAAUUGCGGCUGGAAAGAGUGCUGUACUCCUUCACUUGGGAGGCGCGCACUCAAGGAGGAUGCGGAAGAGCCUCAUUGUCAUGCAUGAAAACAAGCCGCACCUUGCCUUCCAGCACCAGGCGCGUGUGUGGCACUUACCCCUGGUGGACAAGCAUGAUUACCUGGGCAUUGUCCUGAGCUACACUCGACUCGAGGAACACACUGCUACAAGGCGUAUCAACUCUGCUCAGGCUGCGUUCGCAAAAUUGAAACCUGUCCUGACGCACAAGAGGAUGCCAUUGGAACUACGCAUCAGACUAUGGAAAACAUGUGUGCUGGCCAGCCUCUAUUAUGGCCUACCACAAGUAGGACUGACGCCCCACACUGUGCGUAGGAUCACCGUCCUGGUACACAAGCAGCUGCGGCACAUCACCAGCAUGCCAGUGCAUCUGACACACAUCAGCAAUCAGGACCUACGUGACAGACAUGGGGUUUCGCAGCCCAUCGCGCACAUCACAGCCAUAGCACAAAAGCAGCUGGAGGAGGCAAUGGCCGUCAAGCAUGACCUGGAGGCCGAUGAUGCACGCAUACACAGCCUGGUCCUUAAAAAGGAGAAGCGAGUUGCCGGCCUGCUUGCCACACUGAUGCAGGCUGAAUCCGCACAACAGGCAGAGGACCUGAUGGCUAUGAACAAUGGAAGCAAGUUGACCGGCAUGCGCAUGGUAGUCAAGGACGUUACCUACCUUCAUGGCUGUCCCUAUUGUCAGCCGCUGUUGCUGUCCCAGUCAUGCCCAGAUUUCCCUUCACACUUCGGAACGGUCCUGGCCAUCCUGGGACCGAUCAUGCCCACCUUGAGGGAACUGGAGGAGCAUCCUGCCAAACGUCCCCGCCCAGAUCCUCGAGAGGCACAGCCAGCGAAGGGCAAAGGCAAAGGGAAGGGCAAAAAAUCCAGCAGUCGCCAUGGCACCUGGUACAAGGGGCACGGGAAAAGCAGCUACACGGGAGUGGGCCCAGCCAUGGAGGCCAUGGCCAGGCUGUGUCUCCGGCAGGAAGCGGAACUCAGCGAAUUACGGCAAGAGAAGGGCUUUAUCCUGCAUUUGGAAACAGCCUCUCACGGGAUUCUCAGCCCCAUCGUGCAGGCGUCCAUGAAAUGGAACGAGCUCUACGAGCAGGGCAAGGCGGAUUGCAACCUACGGACCUGCCUGUUCCGCCUUCUACUCAAGGAGACAGCAGCUCGCCCGGAGAAGUUCGAAGCAACGCAGGAAAGCAUCGGGGCGGCGGUGAAGCAAAAGUGGGUGACGGAGAAUCCGCUGCAGUGGACGUACAAUCGUUGGAACCCCGACAGCAAGAAGGCCGAGAUCGAAGAAACCAAAAAGCCACUGGCCCACGUGGAUGUCAAGCAGCUCCUGACGACGAUGGACGAAGCCCUAAAGCAGGACCCAGAGGCGCUGCACCAGUUCAAAGCCCUACGCAAGCUCACGGAAGAGAUGCAAGGAAGCUCAGUGGCGUUCAAAAUAUCUGUGGGUCUGAGGGGGGCACAGUGCCAACGCCUCUACCAGGCAUUCGUGGUGCUCAGCGGGCUGUCGGCCCUGAACCUCAUCGGGGCAAACCUUCACAAAGAGCGGCAAAAGAACAGCCGAGAGGCGGCGCUGGGCCUGCCACAACCUGUUCUGAUAGCCAACAUGCUUGCCUUCCAGACUGUUCUACGGGGAUGGGCCAAUCCCAAAAUGCAGCAUGAUGUUGCUGAGUUUUUGCAUCACAUUGUCCGCGCUAGCAACAUGCCCUAUGGUUGGGGCAGAUGGGAGGUGAGACGGCACAUCCAUGAUGCUCUCACGGUUGUGGACUCAGGCUGUUUACGUGCCCCAAUAGCCAUUGCAAUGCCUAAUGCACCCACCCACCUCACCACGUGUUUGCGACAACACUUUAUUGGUGAUUCGACGCAACUUGCACUUGUUGACGCACCUGACAUGCUCUGUUGCCAGCUGUUUAGAUACACUGUGUCAGCCGAGGGGAUGACCUCCAAAAAUGAGAUAAGAGUGGACUAUGACAGGCAGCCCAUUCUAAUCCCUCAGUGGAGUGACAUGCACAGCCUGCAGACGUGCAAUAUACCGUACCAGAUCACGGCUGUCGCGCUGCAUGCAGGCCACACACCACACUGCGGGCACUAUCGUGCACAUCUAUUGGAGGAUUGUGCGAACCUCAUUGCAGAUGAUGACGUAGUGCGCCUAUGUACAGCUCAAGAUGAACAUGAUGUGCAAACAACAUCCUACGUGUUUUUCCUACGCAGGCUGUCAAAUGCUACCGGGAGCAUUGAUGCAGCACCAACGAUUGAGCUCUAG
Molecule: messenger RNA, 4251 nt
Organism: Symbiodinium natans
Lineage: Eukaryota; Dinophyceae; Suessiales; Symbiodiniaceae
Source: the annotation of a GenBank genome assembly